CGCGCUUCAUUUCAUCUCUAUUUCACAACUUUUUCUUCUCUCUCUUUUCCUCAAUCUUUCUUCCUUGGUUUCCCAAAGAAAACAAGAGAACAUGGCAGGAGAGCCUUUUCUUACGUUUGCCGUGGAGGUGACUUUGACAAGGGUCAUUUCCAUAGCUUCUGAAGGGAUCAGACUUGCUUGGGGACUGGAGGGACAGCUGCAAAAGCUCGAAGAGUCCGUGACCAUAAUCAAAGCUCUUAAAGAUGCAGCCAGAAGGCCCGUAACAGACGAGUCUGCGAAGCUUUUGCUGGAGAAGCUACAAGGUGUAGCUUACGUUGCUGAAGAUGUUCUAGACAAGUUUGCUUAUGAGAUUCUCCGAAAAGACCAAAAGAAGGGAAAGCUACGUGACUUCUUUUCACUGCACAACCCUGUUGCAUUCCGUCUGAAUAUGGGUCUAAAAGUUAAGGAGAUCAAUAGAGCACUGGAUGAAAUUCGAAAAGAUGCAGCUUUAGUUCAGUCGACAUCUCAACCUGUAGAUAGAGCUCAAGAAGUUAGCUGGGACCAACAUCAAGGGACACAUUCGUUCCUUGAUAGCUCAGAAAUUGUAGGAAGGGAGGAUGAUGUUUCUAUAGUUAUGGAUAUGCUGACUAGCUUGACCAAACACCAACAUGUCCUAUCGGUUGUCCCUAUAGUGGGGAUGGCUGGCCUUGGAAAGACUACUGUAGCAAAAAAGGUUUGUGAAGUAGUGAGGGAGGGAAAACAAUUUGAUGAGACUCUAUGGGUUUGCGUUUCUAAUGGUUUUGAUAAUGGAAAGAUUUUAGGAGCAAUGUUGCAAGUGAUUGACAAAGCUACGGGUGGGUUGGACAGUCUUGAUGCAAUUCUUAAAAACCUCAAGAAAAAGCUGGAAAACAAGACCUUUUUUCUUGUUCUUGAUGAUGUGUGGAAUGAAGACCCUGAGAAGUGGGAUGAGUUGAAGGACCAACUGUUAAAAAUUAACAGCAAGAAUGGGAAUGCCGUUGUUGUUACAACCCGCAGUAAAAAAGUAGCAGACAUGAUGGAGUCUUCUCGUGGGAUUCAGCACGAGCCAGGGAGACUUUCAGAUGAUCACUGUUGGUCCAUUAUCAAGCAAAAGGUGAUCAGGGGUGGAGGAGAAACAAUAACUUCAGACUUGGAGUCUAUUGGAAAAGAGAUUGCAAAGAAAUGUGGAGGGAUUCCAUUGCUUGCUAAAGUUUUGGGAGGAACACUGCGCCAAAAGGAGACGCAGGAAUGGAAGUCAAUUCUAAACAGUAGAAUUUGGGAUUCUCCGGAUGGAGAUAAGGCUAUGCGCGUAUUGAGAUUAAGUUUUGAUUACCUGUCAUCGCCAACACUGAAAAAAUGUUUUGCAUACUGUUCCAUUUUCCCUAAAGAUUUUGAAAUUGAAAGGGAAGAGCUAAUUCAACUUUGGAUGGCUGAAGGUUUUCUCAGGCCAUCAAAUGGGAGGAUGGAAGACGAAGGCAACAAGUGUUUCAAUGACUUGCUUGCAAAUUCCUUUUUCCAGGAUGUUGAAAGGAAUGAGUGUGAGAUCGUAACAAGUUGCAAGAUGCAUGAUCUUGUGCAUGAUCUUGCAUCGCAAGUCUCAAAAUCAGAAGUGUUAAAUCUGGAGGAGGAUUCGUCCGUUGAUGGUGCAUCUCAUAUUCGUCAUCUAAAUCUCAAAUCCUGUGGGGAUGUUAAGGUAGCAUUAACAACGGUUGAUGCUGGAAAAUUACGAACUGUUUUCUCAAUGGUUGAUGUAUUUAAUCGGUCUUGGAAAUUCAAAAGCUUGAGAACUCUCAAAUUGCAGGAGUCUGAUAUCACAGAGUUACCAGAUUCAAUUUGCAAGCUGAGACAUUUGAGAUAUCUUGAUGUCUCGGAUACUGCUAUCAGAGCAUUGCCGGAAUCCAUCACCAAGCUGUACCAUUUGGAAACAUUAAGAUUCACUGAUUGCGAGUCACUAGAAAAGCUUCCCAAGAAGAUGAGGAAUUUGGUGAGCUUGAGACAUCUGCAUUUUGAUGAUCCAAAGCUAGUGCCAGCUGAGGUGAGACUCUUAAUACGCCUUCAAACUCUGCCUUUAUUUGCUGUGGGUCCAGAUCAUAUGGUUGAAGAGCUGGGAUGUUUGAAUGAACUGAGAGGAGAAUUGCAGAUAAGCAAGCUUGAGCAAGUGAGAGACAAAGAAGAAGCUGAGAAGGCAAAACUGCGUGAAAAAAGAAUGCACAAAUUGGUGUUUGAAUGGAGUGAUGAUGAAGGUAACAGCAGUGUCAAUAGCGAGGAUGUGCUGGAAGGCCUGCAGCCUCACCCAGACAUAAGAAGCUUGACAAUUGAGGGUUAUGGAGGUGAAAAUUUCUCAUCAUGGAUAUUGCAACUCAAUAAUCUGAUGGUGCUGAGAUUGAAUGGCUGCAGCAAGUUGAGGCAACUCCCAACACUUGGAUGUCUUCCUCGCCUUAAGAUUCUAGAGAUGAGUGGAAUGCCUAAUGUGAAAUGUAUAGGCAAUGAGUUCUAUAGCAGCGGUGACAGCGCAGCAGUACUGUUUCCAGCACUGAAAAAACUCGCUCUAUCCAGGAUGGAUGGUCUUGAAGAAUGGAUGGUACCAGGUGGGGAAAGUUUUCAAGUAUUUCCUUGUCUUGAACAGUUGAGAAUUUGGAGAUGUGGAAAGUUGGAAAGCAUUGAGAUAUGUGGUCUUCCAUCUCUUGUACAAUUUGACGUUGGAUUAUGUGAUGAACUGAGAUAUUUGUCUGGUGAAUUUCAUGGCUUCACGUCUCUUCAAAAUUUAGAGAUACGGGGUUGUUCAAAGCUGGCAUCCAUUCCAAGCGUACAGCACUGCACAGCUCUGGUGAAAUUGGGUAUAUAUGACUGCCCUGAGUUGAUGUCAAUUCCUGGUGAUUUUCAAGAAUUGAAAUAUUCUUUGAAGGAAUUGUUUAUUGAGGGAUGUAAAUUGGGAGCUCUUCCAAGCGGACUACAAUGUUGCGCAUCUUUAGAGGAAUUGUGGAUAUGGGAUUGGAGUGAGCUUAUCCAUAUCAGUGAUUUGCAAGAAUUGUCUUCUCUUCGAAGAUUAACCAUUCAAUCAUGUGAUAAGCUCAUCAGUAUUGAUUGGCAUGGUUUACGAAAAUUGCCUUCUCUUGGUCAUUUAGCAAUCACUGGGUGUCGGAGUUUGAGUGAUUUCCCAGAGGAUGAUUGCUUAGGCGGCCUCACCCAACUGGAGGAAUUGAGCAUCGGUGGUUUCUCAGAGGAGAUACUCUCAUUCAGAUGGCAGAAAUAUACAAUCAGAAUGGGGAUUUGGAAAACCUCGAAGACACUGCAAACACAAUUCCUUACAGAAUGCACUCUGGUUUUUGCAGAAUGA
Messenger RNA from Populus euphratica (Euphrates poplar), 3334 nucleotides. RefSeq names its product putative disease resistance protein RGA4. The coding region runs from base 92 to 3334 and encodes 1080 amino acids. NCBI's taxonomy places the organism in Eukaryota, Viridiplantae, Streptophyta, Magnoliopsida, Malpighiales, Salicaceae. The record is from RefSeq and is a predicted model, not a curated record. Gene Ontology annotation, molecular function: ADP binding. The transcript is spliced from 3 exons.